Messenger RNA from Eufriesea mexicana, 1515 nucleotides. Its product is annotated as QVR superfamily protein rtv. Lineage: Eukaryota; Metazoa; Arthropoda; Insecta; Hymenoptera; Apidae. Gene Ontology annotation, biological process: regulation of synaptic transmission, cholinergic; positive regulation of voltage-gated potassium channel activity; sleep. The transcript is spliced from 11 exons. The record is from RefSeq and is a predicted model, not a curated record. Bases 1 to 1512 code for a protein of 503 amino acids.
AUGGCACCUACUAAAUACUGCAGAAAUAAGGAAAGAUUAAUAACAUCCCAAGAAAACGAUGAAUAUUUGCUUAUUAGUGCCGAGAUAGAUACAAUUGUGGUGAUGGAAUGUCGAUUUUGCAACGACAAGGAAGAACGACAGUCAAAAAUUUGGUACUAUCAAGAUCGAUACAGAGAGGUGCCUGAAAAAGAGAUUGAAUUAGGAAUGGAUAAUAACGCUUCGUACAAUAGAAUUUAUACGACGCCAGACCUUUCUUUAGUAAUCAAAAAUUUUGCAGAAACAGAUGCUGGUGUUUAUUUAUGCCACGGUGAAGAAGGGCAGGAGAUUGAAAAUAAAUUCAACUACAGAAUCGAACCAAUUUUCAAAGAACACGGAGUCUCGUACACAGAGCAAGGGAACAUAACUGAUUGGGAGAAAUAUCGUGAAAUAUAUUUGGCAUCAGUUACCACACGAUUCGCCGUAACAUCAUCAUUAAUACUAUUCCAGAUUCAAGUUUCACAAAUGUCUGAGUUGGCUGAUAUUCGAGAAGUAGGAAUAACGCUUCAGGUUAUUUCUGAAUGGGCAGCUUGGGGUCCAUGUGAACAUUGCGUGCAUAAUCGGGGGUAUAGGACGAGUGUUGGAAACUGCCGAUUAAAACGCCAAAUAAAUAUGGCUGUUGCUAACAAGAGCGAUUCAUCUAUAGUUAAGUUCUUUCGAAGGUCUCCCUCAUUACCCUGCAAAGCGAUUUUACUCGAGGAAGAAUUUCCUGGCAUUAGCAACGCUGUGCGCCAUGUGCCGGCAUUUAUUUUGAAGGAACCAUGCAAAAAAUGUCCCCGCGUGAAGAAGAAAAAAGAUCACGGAUUUAGAUACAUUAAACGAUUUGUGCUCGCAGAAGGAGCUUAUCUCACAAUUAUGUGUCCAGAAGGAACCAUGGAUACACAAGUAUCAUGGAAGAAGGAUUCGAUCACAUUGGAAAAGGGUGUUCGACGAUCCUUUCGCAAAUUGGAUCCAGAUGCUCGCGUGAUAGUGGACGCUUUUGGAACACUUUAUCUGAUAGAUGUUUCCGUUCAUGAAGAAGGAAACUACACGUGUUACGUCGAUAACGUUAAUAUGAUGCGAGCUAAAGUUGUUGUUGUUUCUAAAGCUAGACUACUAACUCGAGGACUUCUUCGAAGAUGUGUGAAUUGUAGAUCAAGGGGAGAAUUAGGAUCGUGUAAAGAUCCUUUCACUAUGAACUCGACGGCGAUCGAAAUGGAAAAAGGUGUCGACGCUGUCCCCUGUGCGUCAGGUUGGUGCGGCAAGAUAAUUGAACGACAAGGCAUAAACAACGAGUAUGGUACCGCUACGCAAAGGCUUUGUUUCCAACGUGGACCCGAUGACGGUGAGGAAAGAUGCGCGUACACCGUGUGGAAUUACAAAAAGGUGUACAUGUGCCUUUGUUUCGGGGAUCUCUGCAAUGGAACGACGAAACUAAGCUUCUCUAAUGGCUUGAUUUUCGCAACGCUUUGCAUCUCAUUUCGGUGGUUUAUUUGAAAA